AUGUUGGCCCUUUUGGCUGCCGGCUCCGUCUUCUUCCCCGGACUCUUCCUCGUCUCCAAACGGACGCUGAGACUCAUGACAGGAUGGAACGAUGGGGACGCUGCCAUCGUGUCCACACGACUGGUGUCGUCCGUUCAGGCCGUCAUGGCGUCAUCAGUCGGUUGUGUCAUUGCCUCGUCCUGCAGUGAUGUCAUCGAGGACCGUCAUUGGCUGACCGACACCUACAUCCUGUUUGCCACGCCGUACUUUGCCUACGACAUCUACGCCAUGUUCCUGUGCUACUGGCACAGGCUGCAGGUCAAAGGUCAUGAGGAGGAGGAUGGGGGAGGAAUCAAGUGGAGGCGAGAUGCUGUGGUUGGUUAUCUGCGCAGAGAGAAGCUCAUGGUUCUGCAUCACGUCUUCAUGGUGGCCUUCUGCUUCCCCGCCUCACUGCUGUGGAGGCAGGGGAAAGGUGAUUUCUUUCAGGGCGUUUUGUUUCUGGCUGAGCUCAGCACGCCGUUCGUCUGUCUGGGGAAACUCCUGAUCCAGUUUAAGAAGCAGCACACUCUGCUGCACAGAGUCAACGGGUUCCUCCUGCUGCUCACCUUCUUCAGCUGUCGGGUGUUGCUCUUCCCUUACCUGUACUUCUCCUACAGCAGGUUUGCGUCCGUCCCGCUGUUCUCGGUUCCCCUGUUGGCCCCGUGGCAGUGUAACCUAGGGGCCUCUCUGCUGUGGCCCCUGCAGCUCUACUGGUUCACGCUGAUCUGCAGAGGAGCCCUCCGCCUCUCAGGAGGACGGACACAGUCGACGGUUCGAUUCCCGGCCGAGAGCAACAACAGCUGUCAGUCUCAUCAGGAGGACGGAGGGAUGGAACCAAAACAUCUGAGACAUGACGAGUGA
Anoplopoma fimbria (sablefish) is the source of this 879-nucleotide messenger RNA. RefSeq names its product ceramide synthase-like. Gene Ontology annotation, cellular component: endoplasmic reticulum; membrane. Bases 1 to 879 code for a protein of 292 amino acids. Gene Ontology annotation, molecular function: sphingosine N-acyltransferase activity. The transcript has 6 exons. The record is from RefSeq and is a predicted model, not a curated record. Lineage: Eukaryota; Metazoa; Chordata; Actinopteri; Perciformes; Anoplopomatidae. Gene Ontology annotation, biological process: ceramide biosynthetic process; lipid homeostasis.